AGUGCACGCUGUGACUUGGCUGGCUCAAGAAACCGAAGAAGAAAGGAGGACUCUUUCUCCUUCUACUUCCUCCUCUUCCUCCUACUCCCGUUUCUGCUUUCUUCCAUGGUUCGAUUCGGCUGUCUCGUGUCAGAGAACCGAGCUGAAGAGCUGGAGGGGUUCUGAAGAUUCUGACGGACAGGAGUCUGAUCGAUGCUCAGGUGCACUGCGACGAGCUCGCCGUCGCUGUCGCUGUCGCCGGCGGCGAUGCAGUCGGGGGAGGUGAAAAUGCGGUUCGGGCGGUGCCCGUACUGCCGCGCCAUGGUCUACCAGAACCCCAAGGCCGUCAUCUUCUACUGCAGCAGAUGCCGCACUCCAAUCCGAGGCAAGAACCCGGAGCCGACGGACGAGACGGAGCAGGCGCUGAGCAGGCUGGAGAUCCUCUCCGCCGACUCCGCGUCGGUGUUCUCCGACGAGCCGGAGGACGUCGGGUCGGACAGGCGCGUCGUCGAUGAGGUCCGGCUGCCGUCGUCGAGGCGGACGAGGCGGCCGUCGAGCUCUUCGGACUGGACGUCGACCACGACGGAUUCGGAGCGAAGCGAGGAGGCGUUCUACACGCCAAGGAACGCGCAGGAUGGGCAGAGCUGGCAGUCGCCGUCGCCGUCGCCGAUGAGCUCGCAGGAGGUCGGGGGGUCUGGUGGUGGACGCCCCGAUGAGCCAGGCGCCACCGCGGCGGCGCGCCUGAUGGACCCGGCGUUCCACAAGGAGCUGCUCCACGCGCUGGACAACCUCCGAAGCCUGAUCAUCACCAUCGAGCAGCCGCGGCCGGCGAGCGGCGACGCCUCCGCCGUUAGGGCCGUGACGCGGCGCGACUCGCGGCUCUUCCGCCGGCUGGAGUCGCAGCUGGAGCGGGCGCUCCCGCUGGAGGAGACCGCCUCCACGUCGACGUCGUCCAGCGGCCGCGGCGGCGGCGGCGUCGAGCGUCCGGCGGCGCCCGCGCAGGAGGGCCGGGACCCCUGCCGCCCAGUCCUCGGCGGCGCGCCGUUCGUGAUCUGCGGAAAGUGCUCGGAGCUCCUGCGAACGCCGCCGCCGCCGCCGCGGAGGAGGAGAAGGACGAGGACGACGUGGCCCAGCAGGAUACGGUGCGGCGGGUGCCAAGAGGUGCUCGAGCUGUCCCUCCCCACCGGCGCCCCCGCGCAGCACCGGCCGAUCAGGACGUGCUCCGCACCGGGGCUGGUGUCCGACCACCACCUGCCACUGCCACGACGGCUCGAGUGAGGCGUAUAGAGCGCAGCUCCGUGGUGAUCAUGGUCGAUCGGGCGGCGCCGGCGGUGCACGACGAUGCAGUGCUGCCUGAUGACGCCGGUGCUGCGACGGCACCACCAUUGGUGUCGAGUUGAGAGGGCGAAAACCUCAACAUUCGUAGGAUUCUCGAAGGAAAAUUUUGAAGAACCAUUCUUGAAUGAAGGAUUCGUUCAUCUUCUUGCUAUUCUGCAUCGAUGUUUUUCCGAUGCUUGCACAAAGUUCUUAGCGAUUUGGCGAUAGCAGAGGAUCUCACGCUCUAGACAGAACUUAGGCUAUGCCACUGAUACACCAGUUUAAUCGUUGUAAGAUUUAUUGUUAUUCAUAUUGUCAAUUUCUACACUGUGUCAUUGAAUUUAUGAAUUGAUUUGUACGAUAUGUUGGGCUAAAUUACAAAAUAUGUUAAAGUAAGU
Molecule: messenger RNA, 1694 nt
Organism: Oryza brachyantha (malo sina)
Lineage: Eukaryota; Viridiplantae; Streptophyta; Magnoliopsida; Poales; Poaceae
Exons: 3
Coding region: 193-1257 (354 amino acids)
Biological process (GO): regulation of defense response to fungus
Source: RefSeq, a predicted model, not a curated record